AGCCGGUUCGGUCACUGCCAUGGGCCGCAAGGCAGAGGCCAGUGCGGGUCGGCCACAGCCCAGGCGCCGCCCGGACACUGCACCGCAGAGCGAAGGGAGCGAAUAGCAGUGCCCGGCUGUGCUGUACGUUGGGAUCUCACGUCGGGCGUGUCCGGUGUUGUUGUGUUGAAACCAUUUGGCAACCCAGGGCCGCUCAAGCGCCCGGCUCCCAGGGCUCCUGCACAAGGGGUGACUGGUCCCCUCUGCUCUCUUCCAGCCCACAAGGGGCUGCAGCACUUUGAGGCUGUGGAGCUGAGCUCGGACUCCAGCCCCUUCCUGGCCCCGCGGCAGCGAUUCCUGCUCCUGGAGAUCCUGGACAAGAAGCUGCUGCUCUACACCUACAACUGGUCCCCGGACCUGGGCAGCGCCCUGAGCGGCGCCCUCAGCCGCCUGCUGCAGUGGCAGAACGCCCGCUCCCACGUCGUGCACUGCCUGCUCAGCCAGAAACUGGGGCUCUUCCACCACGCCUGCUCCCUGGACACGCCCUGGCACGAGGACAGCAAGCAGGAGCCCAACCCCUUCCUGAACUCCACCCUGGAGGUGGAGGCCCUGAUCCGGAGCGCCAGCCCACCCCCCAGCAAGGAGCACGGCCGGCUCAGCAGCUCCGCCCGCAGCCUGCCCGCCCUGCACUUCCCGCCCGACAUGGUGCCCUUCGACGAGGCUCUGCGCGACGUCACCACCCGCAAGGGCGUCCCCCUGGGCCCCGCGCCGGGCCCACGCGACCCCGUGGCCUGGCACGGUGCCCAGUUCCUGGAAAUCAAGAGCCUGGAGCGGAAAGAGCUGGAGAAGCAGAUGAAGAUUGAGAAUCUCUUCGUGACGUGGCAGCAGAGGUCGGCCCAGUCCAACAUGCCCAUCAGCCUGGCAGACCUGGAGACGCU
Pelodiscus sinensis (Chinese soft-shelled turtle) is the source of this 917-nucleotide messenger RNA. The record is from RefSeq and is a predicted model, not a curated record. NCBI's taxonomy places the organism in Eukaryota, Metazoa, Chordata, Testudines, Trionychidae.